AUGGCCACUCGCGAUCCCAUAACUUUCACCUCAGAUAAGAGACUACGGAUUGUAGCUGUACUCGGACGCACGGGUGCAGGCAAGACAAGUUUUUACAAUCUAAUGACAGGUGAACGUGAAGCUCUCGGCGAUCACAUCAACAGUAAGACACAAGUGUGUGUACAAAAGAAAAGUUCAGAUAAUCGCUUUCGCUACAUUGAUACUAUCGGCUUCAAAGAUACUCAACGAGAAAACGAAAGUCACUUAAAAAUCGUUGAGUAUUUCACCGCGUUUAAAGACGGUCUUGAUGUCAUCUUCUAUGUCACUUCAUGGCAGUGCUUUACAUCUGACGAUCGAAAUAUUUUCGACGAUACCUUCAGGACAAUUCUCACGUCAAAAGCACUUGCUAAUACGUGCCUUCUUCUCACCAACUGCUCGAAUUUGGAUCUCAAAACGGUCAAUCAACGGGGACAUACGGAGCGCCAGGAACUAGUCAGGAAAUUGCAUACAAAUACUCACUAUGGAUGUGUGCUCAACAAAAUUGAUGAUCGUGUUGUCUUCGUCGAUAUCGAACAGAAUGAAAAUGCAGGAACACGACGAAUCACGUCCAACGAGGUCACGCUCAAUUUCCUCCAUGAUUUUAAAUGUGAGCACUUCAGUAACGAUAACAUUACCGCUGCAGCUCGACUGAUAAAUGAUGUUGAAACCUUCAAAGCCAAAGUGUCUCAACUGACUACGGACAACGAAAAGCUUCGGACCCAGCUUGCAUCUAAGGUGCAAGAGUUUAAAGCUGUUACUGCUGAGUAUUACGAAAUGAAGAACAGUUACAAAAAUGAGAUGAAACAAAACGAAGAGGCUCACAAAACCAACGUUGAGAAUAUGAUAUCAACGCAAAAUGAAUUGAUAAAAGAGAAGGACUUGAUUGAAGAAGAAGUGGCUCUUCUUCAACAGGACUUAGCCAACGGUCCACUCUACAAAGUGUUGAGUUGGGUGCCCGUAAUUAAUAUUGCCACGAAAAUCUGUGAUCUCAUAAUCGAAGACACGAUUUCCGCUCGAUUCGAUAAAAUUCUCAAAAAGAAGAAUAAGAGAGAUUGA
Molecule: messenger RNA, 1074 nt
Organism: Didymodactylos carnosus
Lineage: Eukaryota; Metazoa; Rotifera; Eurotatoria; Philodinida; Philodinidae
Source: the annotation of a GenBank genome assembly